Messenger RNA from Guillardia theta CCMP2712, 1389 nucleotides. RefSeq lists its product as hypothetical. Bases 1 to 1389 code for a protein of 462 amino acids. The transcript has a single exon. The record is from RefSeq and is a predicted model, not a curated record. Lineage: Eukaryota; Cryptophyceae; Pyrenomonadales; Geminigeraceae.
AUGGCUGGACUAUCACAAGAGAGCGGGGAAGGCGGGGAGAGCUGGAGAGAGAUGCCGAAGAGCAUGCAGCACGGAGGUCGGAUCUAUCAUCAGAACAAUGCCGAGAAGCACCUUGAACGUAGGCAAGCUUUUCAUCAUGCUGUUGCCCCAGCAGAGAGCAGGAAGCUCAGCAAGUUGGAAGAAGAAGAGAUCAGGGAGACGUGGAGGAAACUUGAGUACGAUCACAACAUGGAGCAUCAAGACAAGAACCUUAGCUCGAGGAAGACCAGAGAAGCAUCUGGGCUGACCGAGAGGAUGAUCAGAAGGAUGUACACUGAGGUCCUCCCACGGGACAAGACUCCUCACGUCGAGAAUCUGAAAUCAAACGACGAUGUGGGAAAGUAUGGCAUCUGCAUUGUACACGACGGCGACGUCGAAAACUUUCAAGUCACAUGCAGCACACGCUUCAGAGGAAGAGGCUGCAUUUCGCAUCUGCUCUGGACUGAGGAGGGUUCCCACUCACUGUCAAGGUAUGGUGAGCUUGGCGAAUACAUCAUGGCGUUUGCGAGCGAGAUUUUGGCUGACAGCACAGAGAUUGAGACCACACUGGCGUUUGGUUGCAGAAAGAUCGUUGCACUUGGUUGCACCAACCAAUCCAAAACCCUCCGACUGCACAAUGGUGAAUGGAUUGCAGACUUUGUGUACCUGAAGGGAUUCCUCGAGGUCAGGAGGGUGACAAUGACAAUCAAUUUUCAUGUUGUGUGUGAGAUGACAGAAUACAAGCUUUUGGACGAACACACCAUGAAGCUCUUGGACAAACUCACCAUCGUCUCCACCAGAGUUCUCCCGAGCGCCGACAAUGCCCUCUCGCACCUUGUGAACCCGUCGUUAGUGGAGGCGAUCAAGAGCCAGCGGGUCAUUCAGUCGCAUCUUGUUGUUGGCUUGCCAUACGACAUUGCCUUGUACUCAGAUCUACCAGCCUGCUCCUGCCUCUCCUCGUGCUCUCGCUCGUCGUCGUCGUCGUCGUCGUCGUCGUCAUCAUCAUCAUCAUCGUUAUCGUUGUCUUCCAUCUCCUCGCCAUCGCAGACAGCAAUGACUCUCAUAGGCAACAAGACAAACAGCCGCAGAGAGAAAGCGGGAGGCAGUUUCAUGGCAAGCGCAGCAGAGAGCAGUAUUGCUGCCUUUGUCGGGCUCAACACAAACUCAAAGUACUCCAGUUCGAGCUAUGAAUGUGAUCAGAUGCACGAGGCUUACUUGAGGAACCUGAACAAGGAUACCUUAUCGUGUGUUGUUUGCGACGAAGGCAUGAUGAAAGCUUGCGUGUUUAUUGGAGAUUCUGUCGACUUUGCUGUCAUCUCCAGUUUGACUUCCAUGCGUGAGGAAGAGGAUGAAGUCAUUGUCGUGAAUUGA